AGCUUUUUCUGCUAUUCCUCACUUUUUCCACUAGUGUGUAAAAGUAAAGUUCUAUCACCUCCUCAAAAUUCCAAUACAACCAACAGCUUAUCACCCAUAUAAACCUCCCUCCUGCCUGUCAACAACGUCUCGGACGUCCCUGAAUAUGACGAACGAAAUAUUUUCUGGCAACACGCCACCAACGCAAGAUCCUCAGUUGACAACAGAGGCGCUCAAAACUCUGUAUAAACUAUUUGACAAAAAGAAACACUCAAUCGACUGCAACAACGGACAAUGCUCCAAAUAUCAGGUCCAAGGCCAUGGCUCUGUUAAGAACACCAAUCCACCACAACCGAAAUUGCGCUGUCGUAGCUUUACAAAGACAUUUACCGCACAUGAAAUGCAACAAGUCCUCAAUCAGCUCGAGGACAACAGAAACAGCCUACAAACACCCAGUUGCCAAGAAAUGAUGGAAUUUGAAGUAGUACCCCCACAGAAUGAUCUGAUGACACAAACAAUGAAAGAACUAACAACCCAAAAGAACGUCUGGAUCGUCAUGAGACCAUCAACUGCGCCAGCAGCUAUCGCACCAACAAACAGCCUCGCCAGCAACUGGGCAAAUCCCCCGGUAUACGCGCACGCCAACUGCCAGUCUCGUCCCAAAAGCAACAAUGCAGAAUCACAGCAGCAGCACGCAGUUUCCAGCUCCCAUCAGACAACCACAGGUUUUAAUAUCUCUAUAUACUAUCUCGAGCUCGACAACCUGCUGGCCAAAUUCGGGCCAGUCUUCGCUGCUUUGGUCUUGAUAACAGCCGAGUCUUGGACAUCCAAUAUAGACCUCAAUCCAUCUGUUCUAUCACGUCUCUUAGCCAGUCGCCUAUAUGCUCAAUUCAUCUGA
This is a messenger RNA of Zychaea mexicana, 877 nucleotides long. RefSeq lists its product as uncharacterized. NCBI's taxonomy places the organism in Eukaryota, Fungi, Mucoromycota, Mucoromycetes, Mucorales, Lichtheimiaceae. The coding region runs from base 146 to 877 and encodes 243 amino acids. The transcript is spliced from 2 exons. The record is from RefSeq and is a predicted model, not a curated record.